CAAUGAUUAGAUUCUCAUUGUAGAAAGGAUAACAAAUAUUGAGAAAACAAUUAUCAGCAUUCUCAACACAAUAGAAUCUCAUAGAAAUAUUCAUUGAUGAUGUACCACAUAAAGUAUAUAUUAUAAUUUUUAUAUAUAAUUAUAGGUUGAUCCAUCAGCAACAAUAUUUUAAGCAUGUUAUUCAGCAGGUGUAAUUAUUCCAAGAUUUUGUUAUCAUGAACGAUUAGCAGUAGCAGGAAAUUGCAGAAUGUGUUUGGUAGAGGUUGAAAAAUCACCAAAACCUGUAUAAAUUAAAUGAAUAUUAUAAAAGGUUGCAGCAUGUGCAGCUUAAGUUGCACCUGGAAUGAGAAUACUAACAAAAAGUGAAAAAACAAGAAUAGCAAGAGGAGGUGUGAUGGAAUUCAUGUUAGCUAAUCACCCAUUAGAUUGUCCAAUUUGUGAUUAAGGAGGAGAAUGUGAUUUAUAAGAUAUUUCUGAAUAAUAUGGGUACACUCUUAAUAUUCUAUUAUUAGAUAUGGAGAUAGCAGACAUAAUGAAUAUAAGAGAGCUGUGGAAGAUAAAAAUUUUGGUCCUUUGGUAGCUACAAGUAUGAAUAGAUGCAUUCAUUGCACGAGAUGUAUCAGAUUUUCUGAUGAAUAUGCUGGUGUAACUGAAUUAGGAACUAGUGGAAGAGGAAGAAAUACUGAAAUUGGUACAUACAUUGACAAAAUGAUCACUAGUGAAUUAUAAGGAAAUCUAGCUGAUAUCUGUCCAGUUGGUGCUUUAACUAAUGGACCAUAUGCAUUUACUUCUAGACCUUGGGAAUUAAAAUCUUAUGAUUCUGUUGAUGUUUUUGAUACUAUUUUACCACUUAUUUAAAUUGAUACUAGAGGAGCUGAGAUUAUGAGAGUUUUACCUAGAAUUCAUGAAGAAGUCAAUGAAGAAUGGUUAAAUGAUAAAUCAAGAUAAGCUUUUGAUGGAUUAAAAAAAUAAAGAUUAACACUUCCAUUAGCUAGAGAUGCAUAAGGCAACUUCACUGAUUUGUAUUGGUCAGAUGCCAUAUAAUAAGCAGCUAAGAAAUUAUAAUCAGUUAAAGGAGAAGAAAUUGUAGGAGUUAUUGGAGAAUUUGCUGAUUGUGAAUCUAUUGUAGCCUUAAAAGAUUUAUUGAAUAGAUUUGAUAGUGAUAAUUUUGAAAUUAGAGGAAAUGGUGUACCAUAAUUAGAUGCAGAUUUUAGAGCUAAUUAUUUACUAAAUUCAAGAAUCACAGGUGUUGAAGAGGCUGAUGUUCUUUUAUUGGUAGGUACUAAUCCAAAGGUUGAAUCACCAUUAUUGAAUUCUAGAAUUUUAAGAGCAACAAGGAAAAAUAAUCUUAAAGUAUUUCUUAUUGGACCAGCCAAUGACUUAACUUAUAAUUAUGUUCAUUUAGGAAAUAAUGCCUCAAUACUUGAUGAAAUUGCUAAUGGCACUCAUCCAUUUGCAGCAAGACUCAAAAAUGCUAAGUUACCUAUGAUUUUAACAGGAGCAGGUGUUUUAGAAAGAGUUGAUGGAAAUGCUAUUCAUAAUGCUUUAAAAAAGAUUGCUAUAAAUUCUCCAGUGAUUAAUCCAUAAUUGGGAUGGAAUGGUUUCAAUCUUUUACAUAAAGAUGUUGGAAGAAUUAAUGCUCUUGAAUUAGGUAUCACUGCUAGGAAGAGUAGUGUUCCUGCUAAGGUUGUGAUUCUGUUAGGAGUUGAUAACAAUUUAAAGGCUUAAGAUAUUCCUAAAGAUGCUUAUGUAAUUUAUAUUGGUAGUCAUGGUGAUGAAGGUGCUUAUUAUGCAGAUCUUAUAUUACCAGGAGCUACUUAUACAGAAAAGAAUGGAACUUAUGUAAUUAGAUUUAAAAUUCAAUUAGGUUUCAACUGAAGGAAGAGUAUAAACCACAAAAUUAGUUGCUUUACCCCCAUCAGGUGCAAAAUCAGAUUGGGAAAUAUUAAGGGCAUUAUCUGAAGAAUGUGGAUGUGCUCUACCUUAUGAUACAUUAGAAGAAGUAUGACAGUUCAAAAUUGUGAUAGGUUAGAUAUAGAAUGGCUGAAUUAGCUCCUCAUUUAUUAAAAUACGAUUAUAUUGAAUCAAGUGUUCUUGGAUAAAUCGCAUUAAAACCUGAAUCCUCCAAGUAAACUAUUUCAGCCACUCCAUUCAAAGAUCUUAUUGAUGUAAAUUUAAUUUCUACUUUUAGAACUUCUAUAUGACUGAUGCUAUAUCUAGACAAUCAGUAACUAUGGCUAAAUGUUCGACAGCUUUUAAUCCUCAUAAAUUUAGCACAUUUAAAUAAUUAUGAA
This is a messenger RNA of Paramecium pentaurelia, 2294 nucleotides long. Lineage: Eukaryota; Ciliophora; Oligohymenophorea; Peniculida; Parameciidae. The record is from the annotation of a GenBank genome assembly.